Grosmannia clavigera kw1407 is the source of this 933-nucleotide messenger RNA. RefSeq names its product tetratricopeptide repeat protein 1. Lineage: Eukaryota; Fungi; Ascomycota; Sordariomycetes; Ophiostomatales; Ophiostomataceae. The record is from RefSeq and is a predicted model, not a curated record. The transcript has 2 exons. Bases 1 to 933 code for a protein of 310 amino acids. Gene Ontology annotation, molecular function: protein binding.
AUGUCUGGGCUCUCUGGAACCGCCAACGGGCCUCAUGCAGCAGUAGCAGCCGGGGAAGAGAAGAGGGCAGACGAAGGCGGGGCGAAUCCGACGAUGAAAACUGGCCGUGAUGAUGAAGAUACAGCAGCAGGCAACGAGACGGAGGACGAGCCAACCGGCCUCUCUCCUGAGCAGGAAGCAGAGCUGCUGGCUGCAGCGAAUGCCCACAAGGCCGAAGCCAAUGCGCACUUUGGCCAUGGCCGGACCGACGCCGCCCUGACGGCGUACGAGGCAGCAGCGGCGGUACUACCGGCGCACCACGACUACGACCUGGCGGUGCUACGGUCCAACAUGGCGGCCUGCCACCUGAAGAUGGAAGCAUGGAAGGAGGCAGUGACAGCGGCGACGCAGGCGCUGGAUGCACUGGAGCGUGAGAAGAGGGAGAAAGAAGGAGGAGAAAAGGAGAAGGAGGAGAAAGAAGGAGACAAAAAAGAGGAGCCAUCUGAGGACGAGGUGGAGGAAGAGAUCAUCAGUGCCGGGGCCAGCAAGGCGGCGCCGAUAGCCAAGGCGGCGUUGACACCAGCUCAAAUGGCAGCUCGCGACCGCGAGCGUAUCCGAGCCAAGGUGCUGCUGCGGCGAGGACGCGCUCGCGCCAUGCUGGGGGGCUGGUCGAACCUGUCGGGUGCCGAGGAGGACUACCGGGCGCUGGCAGCACUGGAGCCCGACAGCACGGCGCUAACGGCGGCCGACCGACGACUGAUACAGACACAGCUGCGGCAGUUGCCAGCUCGGACAAAGGCGGCACAGGAGGCUGAGAUGGGCGAGAUGUGGGGGAAGCUCAAGGAGCUCGGAAACGGGAUCCUUCGGCCGUUUGGCAUGAGCACGGACAACUUCAAGAUGGUCCGGGACGAGAAGACGGGCGGCUACAGCAUGAACUUUCAGCAGGGAUCGUAG